AUUCCAACAUCGACUCGACUACGAUACACGUAUAGAGAAAAAGUAAGAAAAUUAUACGUAAAAAUCAUUUAAAUCGGUUUCUGCCUUCCAAAUAGGAAUUGCUCUCCAGAAAAUUCGGAAAAAUAUUUCCAGCAAAAUUGAAUUUCAUUGUUUCUCGUAGUCGUAAUCAUGCGUGAAAUCGUGCACAUUCAGGCUGGCCAAUGCGGCAAUCAGAUUGGCGGCAAGUUCUGGGAGGUCAUCUCAGACGAGCAUUGCAUCGACGCGACGGGGACAUAUUACGGCGAUAGUGACUUACAGCUGGAACGCAUCAAUGUCUAUUACAAUGAAGCCACUGGCGCCAAGUAUGUGCCACGAGCUAUACUUGUUGACCUGGAGCCGGGAACCAUGGACUCUGUGCGUUCGGGAGCUUUUGGUCAAAUCUUUAGACCAGAUAACUUUGUGUUCGGCCAGUCUGGCGCGGGCAAUAAUUGGGCCAAGGGUCACUACACCGAAGGUGCUGAACUAGUGGAUUCUGUGCUUGAUGUGGUUCGCAAGGAAUCUGAAGGCUGUGAUUGUCUACAGGGAUUUCAGCUAACACACUCGUUGGGCGGUGGCACCGGUUCCGGCAUGGGCACCUUACUCAUUUCAAAGAUACGCGAAGAAUAUCCCGAUCGUAUCAUGAAUACCUUCUCGGUGGUGCCCUCUCCCAAGGUGUCGGAUACCGUGGUCGAGCCCUACAAUGCUACCCUAAGUGUUCACCAGCUGGUCGAGAACACUGAUGAGACGUACUGCAUUGACAAUGAGGCGUUGUAUGACAUCUGCUUCCGCACUUUGAAACUGACCACCCCGACAUAUGGUGAUCUGAAUCACUUGGUAUCGGCCACAAUGUCUGGAGUUACCACCUGCCUGCGCUUCCCGGGCCAGCUCAACGCUGAUCUACGUAAGCUCGCUGUCAACAUGGUCCCUUUCCCGCGUCUACACUUCUUUAUGCCCGGUUUUGCGCCGUUAACUUCGCGUGGAUCUCAGCAGUAUCGCGCCUUGACCGUACCCGAGCUGACACAGCAGAUGUUUGAUGCCAAGAACAUGAUGGCUGCCUGUGAUCCACGGCAUGGUCGCUAUCUAACCGUGGCGGCCAUCUUCCGAGGCCGAAUGUCCAUGAAGGAGGUGGACGAACAGAUGCUAAAUAUACAAAACAAGAACAGUAGCUUCUUUGUUGAGUGGAUUCCAAACAACUGCAAGACAGCCGUGUGCGACAUUCCGCCUAGAGGCCUGAAGAUGUCGGCUACAUUCAUUGGCAACUCAACGGCCAUUCAAGAGUUAUUUAAACGCGUUUCCGAGCAGUUCACGGCCAUGUUCCGUCGCAAGGCCUUCUUGCAUUGGUAUACCGGUGAGGGUAUGGACGAGAUGGAGUUUACAGAGGCUGAGAGCAACAUGAACGAUUUGGUAUCAGAAUAUCAGCAGUACCAGGAGGCCACUGCCGACGAGGAGGGCGAAUUCGACGAGGAUGAGGAAGGCGGCGGCGACGAAUAGUUUGAAACCGAAGAUUCAGAAACAACAGUUCUUACACAUGCGCGCAACCCCAAUCAGAAGAAACAAACGACCGACUAUUUACUUAAC
Molecule: messenger RNA, 1596 nt
Organism: Drosophila novamexicana
Lineage: Eukaryota; Metazoa; Arthropoda; Insecta; Diptera; Drosophilidae
Gene: betaTub85D
Product: tubulin beta-2 chain
Exons: 2
Coding region: 169-1509 (446 amino acids)
Biological process (GO): mitotic cell cycle; microtubule cytoskeleton organization
Cellular component (GO): cytoplasm; microtubule
Molecular function (GO): GTP binding; structural constituent of cytoskeleton; GTPase activity
Source: RefSeq, a predicted model, not a curated record